ACCAGUCGAAGCAGAAACCUAACCAUGCAUCGUGGAGAAUUAUUCUUGGUAUUCUGUGUUCUCACUGUUACAAGUGCCUCAAAAACUUGCAUUAACCGCCCCCAAAUUCAUGCAAUGGAGGGAGAACCUUUUUAUUUCAAGUUCUGUGGAACAUCUUCAUCCAUGGACAAGAACAAAACAGCCACUAUAAAAUGGUUCAAAGGCGAUGCUUUCCGUGAACAUGUGGAGUUGAACACUGAAAGUUCAUCCAGAAUUACUUUCAAUGGUUAUGAUUUGGAAUUCUGGCCAGUUGAGCUGCAGGACAAGGGAACAUACUUUUCCCAAGUGGGAAAGGAGUAUCAAAAUUGGACCCUAACUGUCAUCCAAAGAAACGAACACAGCUGUUUUUCUGAAAAACUUGUGACAAAUAGAAAUGUGGAAGUCAAGAAAGCUUUGCACAUAUCAUGUGAAAAUCUUAACUACAGUGAGCUGAUCAACCACACAUCACUAUAUAAGAACUGCAAGGAAAUCAUCAAUCCCCCAAUGAUCCAGAAGGAUGCUGAAUUUGGAGAUGCGGGUUAUUACUCUUGUGUGUUUUCUGUCCUCCAUAAUGGGAAACAGUACAACAUCACCAAGACCACCAAUAUAACAGUUAUUGAAAGGAACAGUAAAAUAACUCCGGCUAUUUUGGGACGAAAGUUUGAGACUGUGGAAGUAGAACUAGGAAAAGAUGUGGAACUUAACUGCACUGCUUUACUGAAUAAAAAUGAUAUGUUUUAUUGGAACAUCCUGAACAACAAUUCAGAUCCUAAUGUGCAUGAAGAUGUGAACAAGACAACUUGGAUUUUUGAAGGCAAACUGCAUGCUUUUAAAAUAUUGAGAAUUGGGAAUAUUACUGAAAAGAAUCUCAGUGUUUUAUAUAAUUGCACAGUGGCCAAUGAAGAAGCCACGGACACCAAAAGCUUCAGUUUGGUGAGGAAAGAAAUGGUUGAUAUCCCAGGCCAUGUCUUUAGGAGAGGAAUAGUCAUGGCAGUUUUGAUCUCUGUGGCAGUCGUGUGUGGGGUGACUUUGUGUGUCAUUUAUAAAGUCGACUUGGUUCUAUUCUAUAGACGCUUGGUGGAAAGAGAUGAGACAUUAACAGGUAACAUACUGUGAAA
This is a messenger RNA of Peromyscus eremicus (cactus mouse), 1136 nucleotides long. RefSeq names its product interleukin 18 receptor 1 (gene Il18r1). The record is from RefSeq and is a predicted model, not a curated record. Gene Ontology annotation, biological process: positive regulation of type II interferon production; interleukin-18-mediated signaling pathway. Lineage: Eukaryota; Metazoa; Chordata; Mammalia; Rodentia; Cricetidae. The transcript has 8 exons. Gene Ontology annotation, molecular function: interleukin-18 receptor activity; interleukin-18 binding; interleukin-1 receptor activity. Bases 25 to 1134 code for a protein of 369 amino acids.